Molecule: messenger RNA, 219 nt
Organism: Protobothrops mucrosquamatus (brown spotted pit viper)
Lineage: Eukaryota; Metazoa; Chordata; Lepidosauria; Squamata; Viperidae
Product: 40S ribosomal protein S28
Exons: 2
Coding region: 9-218 (69 amino acids)
Biological process (GO): translation; maturation of SSU-rRNA; ribosomal small subunit assembly
Cellular component (GO): cytosolic small ribosomal subunit; ribosome
Molecular function (GO): structural constituent of ribosome
Source: RefSeq, a predicted model, not a curated record
CCUCAGCCAUGGACACGAGCCGCGUGCAGCCCAUCAAGCUGGCCCGCGUGACCAAAGUGCUGGGCCGGACCGGCUCGCAGGGGCAGUGCACGCAGGUGCGCGUGGAGUUCAUGGACGACACCAGCCGCUCCAUCAUCCGCAACGUGAAGGGCCCCGUCCGCGAGGGGGACGUCCUGACGCUGCUCGAGUCGGAGCGGGAGGCCCGCCGGCUGCGCUGAG